AUGAAUCCUAAUAUUGCACCUCAUAAAUUUGCAUGUCAACUGGAUAGACAAUUAAGCUGUACGAGACGAGUGUUCAGCGAAAAAGGGCAAGGCAGAAAGACAUCGCGGCACGCCGGGCGGGACCCUAAACCGGAAAGUCCGAGCCUGAACGCGUGGAAGUUAUUGAGGAGAAGCAUGAUGAACUGCCUGAACCUUUGA
Molecule: messenger RNA, 198 nt
Organism: Acanthoscelides obtectus
Lineage: Eukaryota; Metazoa; Arthropoda; Insecta; Coleoptera; Chrysomelidae
Source: the annotation of a GenBank genome assembly